AUCACAGAAGAAAUUCAUGUCUAUAGCUCUUAAGGACUUUAUUACAUCAUCUUCAAGCCUGAUAGUUUUGGAAUCCGUAUUGCAGCUGCAAAGACACGUCUGCUUUCGUAUUUCAACAAACAUCUUCUGUCAGAAGAUACUGAAAUUGAAGUGCUCUGUUUUAACACAGUGAUACCAUUGCAUUAUUUUAAGAUUUCCCAGUUAAAAAUUUACAGUAAUAUAUUUUCUUGCCAGACCAACACCAAAAUGAUUCCUAAUGGAUAUUUGAUGUUUGAAGAUGAAAACUUCAUUGAGUCGUCUGUUGCCAAACUAAAUGCCUUACGUAAAAGCGGUCAGUUCUGCGAUGUCCGUCUCCAGGUAUGUGGACAUGAGAUGUUGGCACACCGAGCCGUGCUAGCUUGCUGCAGUCCCUACCUGUUUGAAAUCUUCAAUAGCGAUAGUGAUUCUCAUGGAAUUUCCCAUGUUAAAUUUGAUGAUCUCAAUCCAGAAGCUGUUGAAGUUCUGUUGAAUUAUGCCUAUACUGCUCAAUUAAAAGCUGAUAAAGAACUGGUGAAAGAUGUAUACUCUGCAGCAAAGAAGUUGAAGAUGGAGAGAGUUAAGCAGGUUUGUGGUGACUAUUUGCUCUCCAAGAUGGAUGUUCAGAGCUGCAUCUCUUACCGAAACUUUGCAAGUUGUAUGGGAGACUCACGUUUGUUGAACAAGAUCGAUGGCUACAUUCAGGAACAUCUUUUACAGAUUUCAGAACAGGAAGAAUUUCUCAAACUUCCAAGAUUAAAGCUCGAAGUAAUGCUGGAAGACAAUGUUGGCCUACCCAGCAAUGGCAAAUUGUACACAAAGGUAAUCAACUGGGUACAGCGCAGCAUCUGGGAGAAUGGAGACAGCCUGGAAGAUCUAAUGGAAGAGGUUCAAACGCUGUACUACUCAGCUGAUCACAAGCUGCUUGAUGGAAAUCUGCUAGAUGGACAGGCUGAGGUGUAUGGCAGUGAUGAUGACCACAUUCAGUUUGUGCAGAAGAAGCCACCACGUGAGAAUGAUCACAAGCAGAUCAGUAGCAGCUCCUCUGGAAGUCUUUCUCCAAAUGCUACUGUUCAGAGUCCCAAACACGAGUGGAAAAUCAUUGCUUCAGAGAAAACUUCAAGUAACACCUACCUGUGUCUAGCUGUUCUGGAUGGUGUGCUGUGCGUGAUAUUCCUGCACGGCCGUAAUAGCCCUCAGAGCUCUCCCACGAGUACGCCACGACUGCUGAAGAGUCUGAGUUUUGAGCUUCAACCAAAUGAUAUCAUAGAGAAGCCCAUGUCUCCAAUGCAGUAUGCUCGGUCUGGACUGGGCACGGCCGAACUUAACGGCAAGCUUAUCGCUGCAGGUGGAUAUAACAGAGAGGAGUGUUUGCGCACAGUGGAAUGCUACGAUCCACAAAAGGACACCUGGACUUUCAUUGCACCGAUGAGAACACCAAGAGCUCGGUUCCAGAUGGCAGUUUUAAUGGGGCAGCUAUAUGUUGUGGGUGGGUCAAACGGUCACUCGGAUGACUUGAGCUGUGGAGAAAUGUAUGAGCCAGAAAUAGAUGACUGGACUCCUGUUCCAGAACUGAGAACCAAUCGCUGCAAUGCAGGAGUAUGUGCCCUGAAUGGAAAACUGUACAUUGUUGGUGGUUCAGAUCCUUAUGGCCAAAAGGGACUUAAGAACUGUGAUGUGUUUGAUCCUGUAACAAAAUCUUGGACGAGCUGUGCUCCCCUUAAUAUCCGGAGACAUCAGUCUGCAGUGUGUGAGCUGGGUGGAUAUCUGUACAUCAUUGGAGGAGCAGAAUCAUGGAACUGCCUGAAUAGCGUGGAGCGUUACAACCCAGAGAACAACACUUGGACUCUGAUAGCACCCAUGAACGUGGCUCGACGAGGGGCUGGAGUGGCUGUUCGUGACGGAAAACUCUUUGUUGGUGGAGGCUUUGACGGCUCUCACGCAGUGAGCUGUGUGGAGAUGUACGACCCUGCUAAGAACGAAUGGAAGAUGAUGGGAAGCAUGACUAUGCCAAGGAGCAACGCCGGGAUUACCACGGUGGCAAACACUAUUUAUGCAGUUGGGGGAUUUGAUGGCAAUGAGUUCUUGAACACAGUUGAAGUCUACAAUCCCGAGUCAAAUGAAUGGAGCCCCUACACGAAAAUUUACAAGUUUUAAGUGAAUUAAAUUCCCUUUUUCAAACUAACAGGCUUAGUGAUGUAAUUGUGUUUUAGUAGAGGUACACAUGUGAAUAGGGUUGGGGAGGGCAUAGAUGUUGCCAACAGCAACACAGAGCUUUUGCAUAUUGCAUAUUAAUGUGCUGUACAUAUUUGUUUUGGAAAGAAUAUCAAG
Haliaeetus leucocephalus (bald eagle) is the source of this 2346-nucleotide messenger RNA. RefSeq names its product influenza virus NS1A binding protein (gene IVNS1ABP). Bases 247 to 2172 code for a protein of 641 amino acids. The record is from RefSeq and is a predicted model, not a curated record. The transcript is spliced from 14 exons. NCBI's taxonomy places the organism in Eukaryota, Metazoa, Chordata, Aves, Accipitriformes, Accipitridae. Gene Ontology annotation, molecular function: protein binding.